AUGACCUCCUCUCCGACGCCGAGGAUAUCCAGCUUUUCACAGACGCAGCCCCCUCAGUCGGUUUCGGAGACUAUUAUAAAGGCCAAUGGGUCCAGGCCUCAAGCUGUGGUAACUGCAGACCCUCCAUGGACAGAGGUGUUUGUAGGAGAGACAGUCACCCUCAACUGUGAGGUUAGAGGAUCUGUUGACUGGAAAUAUUACUGGGCCCUAGAGAAGCAGGGGAGAAUGGUGACACUCAGGAGCUCCAGUGGAACAUAUGGUUCCCAGUACAUCCUAAGAGCUGUGUCAAUGUUUGACAGUGGACAAUAUUGGUGUCAAGCUGAGAGAGGUACUGAUCAGAGUGACAGUGGCUUUCUCACGCUGACAGUAAUUGAGGGCCAGACACCUGCUGUAGUGACCAUAGACCCCCCGGAUUCAGUGGUUUUCUCAGGAGAGAGAGUCACCCUCAGCUGUGUGGUGAAGGCGGCAUCAGGUGGCUGGAGAUAUUCCUGGGCUAGAAACACCAAGGGGAGACUAGAGAGCCUCUUUAGAUCCAGUGCUGAAGAUCAGAAAAAUUACACCCUCAGUCCUGCAACAGUGUCUGAUAGUGGACAUGGAGAGUAUUGGUGUCGAGCUAGAAGGGGAAGUGUGGUCUAUUAUACUGAUCACAGUGAUUCUCUGCAAAUAGAAAUAAUAGCUCGACCACAGGCAGCACUAACCCUGGAGUCUGGAUGGACAGAGAUAUUCACUACAGAAAGUGUGACUCUGAGGUGUGAGAUUGAGAUGGGCUCUGCUGGGUGGAGCUAUAAAUGGUACAGAAAUGGACAGGAACUGCCAGUAGACUCCAGUAGGAGAAAUGGAGACACAUACACAAUCCUCUCUGCUGCUCAGUUACAUAAUGGAGAAUAUACCUGCAGAGGGGAAAGUGACCAUAAUAAACUAUUUUAUUCUAACAUCAGCAAUCCUGUUAAACUGAAGGUAUCUGGAAAAUGGCCAAAGCCUGCUCUGACUGUGUUCCCCACAAGAGGACAGAUAUACACAGGAGACAGAGUCACCCUGAGCUGUGGAGUUGGGGGUGGAUCUGUUGGUUGGAAGUAUCUCUGGUAUAAAGACACACAGGGAGAAGUCCUGCUCAACACUGACAGCAGUAAGACUGAUGGGUCCAGUUACACCAUUAGCUCUGCUGCUCUGUCCCACAGUGGAGAGUACUGGUGUCGAGCUAGAAGGGGAAGUGUGUUCUAUUACACUGAUCGCAGUGAUUCUCUGAAAUUAGAAAUCAUAGCUCAACCACAGGCUGUACUGACCUUGGAGUCUGGAUGGGCAGAGAUAUUCACCACAGAAAGUGUGACUCUGAGGUGUGAGAUUGAGAUGGACUCUGCUUGGUGGAACUAUAAAUGGUACAAGGAUGGACAGGAGCUUCCAGCAGUGAAAGCUAACUCCAGUAGCAGAAAUUUAAACACAUACACAAUCAUCUCUGCUGCUCAGUUUCAUAAUGGAGAAUAUACCUGCAGAGGAGAAAAUGCCCAUAAUAAACUAUUUGAUUCUAAUGUCAGCAAUCCUGUUAUACUGAAGGUAUCUGGAAUAUGGCCAAAGCCUGUUCUGACUGUGUUCCCCACAAGAGGACAGAUAUACACAGGAGACAGAGUCACCCUGAACUGUGGAGUUGGGGGAGAUUUUGUUGGUUGGAAGUAUCUCUGGUAUAAAGACACACAGGGAGCAACUCUGGCCAACAGUGACACUGACAGUAGCAGGACUAAUGGGUCUAGUUACGCCAUCAUCUAUGCUGCUCUGUCCCACAGUGGAGAGUACUGGUGUCGAGCUAGAAGGGGAAGAGUGGUCUAUUAUUCUGACUACAGCAAUUCUUUGGUAUUGCACAUGUCAGUUUCUUCUGCUUUGGAAAACCUGAUCCGGAUCUGUAUGGGUGUGGGAGUGUUCAUCUUCUUGUCUGUCAUCGUGAGUGAUGUGUUCUGGAGAAGAGUGAAGCGGGCUCUGAGGAAUGGUGCAACAUAUGAAGACAGCUUUGAUUUAGACAAGUUGAAUGUCUCCAGUGCCUCAAACCCACAACAGCAAUGGCUGAAAUCCUGAAACCCCUCAGCACUCAAUGGAAUUAAAUAAUAGUGCAUGUUUCACAUUUUCCACUAGACAAAAGCUUUAUUAUUUAGCACUUAUAUUUAGAUUUUAGGUUUGCUCAUUACUGUGUAAAGUGUAACUGUAAAUUUUACUCAUAGGAUUUCUAUUCUCUGUAACACUGG
This is a messenger RNA of Lepisosteus oculatus (spotted gar), 2231 nucleotides long. Lineage: Eukaryota; Metazoa; Chordata; Actinopteri; Semionotiformes; Lepisosteidae. The record is from RefSeq and is a predicted model, not a curated record.